AUGGAGAAGGAACUCGGCAGAGCGAAUGAAAAGCUGGUGGUAUCACCCAGUGGAGGAGGGGGCGAGGCAGAGGGAAGGCGAGGCGAACAACUCGGCGAUUUCCUUGUCCACGGUCCAAGGUACGCUACACCGGAUAAUCGUUUGGCAGGAUUAGAUACAUUCGAUCGCACGGCAACAAAAGUCGACCCUCGGAACCUUAAACAGGGUCAGGUGUUAUGUGAUG
This is a messenger RNA of Acaulospora colombiana, 223 nucleotides long. Lineage: Eukaryota; Fungi; Glomeromycota; Glomeromycetes; Diversisporales; Acaulosporaceae. The record is from the annotation of a GenBank genome assembly.